Messenger RNA from Acanthaster planci (crown-of-thorns starfish), 2841 nucleotides. Its product is annotated as alpha-N-acetylneuraminide alpha-2,8-sialyltransferase-like. NCBI's taxonomy places the organism in Eukaryota, Metazoa, Echinodermata, Asteroidea, Valvatida, Acanthasteridae. Gene Ontology annotation, molecular function: alpha-N-acetylneuraminate alpha-2,8-sialyltransferase activity. The record is from RefSeq and is a predicted model, not a curated record. Gene Ontology annotation, biological process: oligosaccharide metabolic process; N-glycan processing.
AAUUUCCCGUUAAAUAACAUGAAAUACUACAUUUCAAAUAAAAUAAAUGAAAAAUUAGACUGAAACCAUUGGUUUCGUUGCUGUUAGGAUUUUUGCUUUAAAUAACAUUUCUAGUAGAAUAAAUAAAAAUUCUGUUGAAAGCCAGUUAUUUCGUUUCUCUGUAAAAUUACAGGUUGUUUGCGAUUAAAAUGAUUUACAAACAAUGUCGUAAGAAAACAAAUCUUUUAUUAAAACGAGGAUUAGUUUAAAUUCACGAAGUACACUGAAAUUAUAGAACAUCUGUAUAUGAUGUCUGAAAUUAUACAAAAUGUCUUGAAAACAACAACAAAAUAAUGUUUUUAGAAAUCUGUUCUGUUAAAAUGGAGAAAAUUUCCAGUUAAAACAAUUUAAAGAGUGAUUCUGUAAUUUUGUUUUCUGUAAAAUCUUCUGUGUUUUAACCGUGUAGGUUUCCAUCCUCCAUGGUUUCAGUGCCACCCGCCCAAGUCGAAGACGAAUACAAAAGUACAACCGAAGUCCAGAAGGUGUGGACUAACUGUGCAGCAACGUAUCAAGAGGACACCUUUGUACCCCUCGGCUCACAUCAUCAACUCACUAACAGUAACUGAUCAUGAAGACGGCUUCUCAGUGGAAUAUGCGCUUCCACUUGAAGGGUAACAGGAAUAGUUGGUGGGGUGGUGACCGAGUUGGCAUGCGGACGUCCCUACCCAAGCCAAGAUUCUCCUGCGUUAGCGUUUGUCGUUACACCGUUCUGCGUGUUAAACGGGUAUUGUUGAGUCCUGUUUGCCGAGCAGUUCUCUUGAUGUUUGUCGUGGUGGUCGUAAUGACCUCGGCCGUAUUCAGCCCAUCAGGUAUUCAAGCCCACAGUUACAAGCUAAAGGGUACACAACAAGUCUUUCGUUCCUGUGUUCCAUCCCUAAUGACCAGCCAAACGUCAACGAGAAAUGGCACUGUGAGAUUACAAGGAAAUAGUGGGCAGCGUGUAAAUAAGAGCAACCAGGCGAAGAACGUGAUGCCUAAUACUGAAACCAUCUUGAUGACACCUAUCAGCAUCUUCUCACAGAAGUACGCUCCUCGUUACACUCCAAACGACACUGAGUUUCUAGGCCACCUUGGCGUCAUUCAUAAACAGACAUGGAAAUACAACAAGAGGAACGCCAAACAGUUCAGGGUCGACUUAAGGGCUGCCUUGGGUAACGAGGGUAAGCUCCAAAACUUCAUCACGACGAGACAAAAUACACAGAUAGGACAAAAACUGAAUUUCUAUCGUCACCGGGCUUCCUCUACCGUGUCCAAGAGCUUCUGGAGACAGCUUCCAAAAACUGUACUGUAUAAACCUGGCCUGUACCGUAGCUGUAGUGUUGUAGGCUCAAGCGGUUUACUGAAAGGAUCUUUAUGUGGAAAUCAUAUAGACAAGGCGGACUUCAUCUUCAGAUUUAACCUAGCCCCCAUUAACGGCUUUAAGGACGACGUCGGCCGCAAAACAAAUUUUACAACGCUCAACCCUUCAUUUGUUAGGAAGAGAUUUAAUUGGUUGAAGACCCCAGAAAACUGUUCAAGAUUUGGAGACCUUAUGAAGCAGUUCAGAGGCAGCCACCUAUGGCUGCCGGCAUUUGCCCUCAGGUCAGCGCACACCCACCUCAUGAAAGUAGCGCAUAUGGUCAGGAAAACCAAGGUAGCCACGCCCAUCUUCGGACACCCGGACCACUACACCGCUGUGGGGAAUCUGUGGGAAAGGACUUUGAACGGAACCAGGUGGACCACGACAGGUCUUCACGUGCUUACAUCAGUCUUCGACCUGUGUCACCGAAUUGACGUCUUUGGGUUCUGGCCGUUUCCCAAAUCACUCGCGGGUGAGGAUGUCCCGUACCACUACCAUGACAGCGUCUUAGGCGUCUUGAAAUUUCACAGUUUUACAAAGGAAUUCAGGGGUAUAAUGAAAUUACACGAACUUGGCAUCAUCAAUGUCCAUCUUGGACCAUGCACAUGAAGGCACCAUCAUUCUGACUCAAGCUGGUGUCAGCAUUUCUUUCGUAUGUAACUGACCUUUCACUGGAAUUAGGUAGAAGUACGUUCAAACGCUUUCCCAUGAGGUAAAGAUGUGAAUCGUUCAUUCUUAAAAUGUUUGGGUACCCACCACUUUGUCAACACGUUUUGGAGCCUAAGAAGCAAUAACACAAGUAUAAUCGUCCGAUUCAUGUAUUUGUUAAUUUGUUAUUUUUUUCAAAUCAGUAUCUCGUCACUGCGAAUUAGCCAACGUAUUACCUGAUUGAUUUGCAGGAUUUCAAUUUAGGCAAACAGGCCUUUAGUCUCUUCAUAGUAUGACAGUUAUACGAUUAUACUUCGAGUCUCAGUUGACCCCUUGAAACAAAAUUGUAUCAUAGUGGAAAUUAUCAGACCGCCGUGAUCAAUUUAUAGUUUGGUUAAACUCUAUGAAAAAGAAAACUAGAGUAUGUGGUGAGUCUUAAGGAUGUGACGGACUAACUUUACCGAAGGAAGGGAUCUAUUUUUAUAACGAUAUUUAUUUCUCUGACGUAUAAGCAGCUGAGAAUGUCGAACACACGCUAUGAUUUUGUCGUUAUAAGUAAGUGUACGAACGUCAUAGCUGAAAUGAUCAGUUCCCUUCCCCCAAAGUAGUGGGCCAUUUGGCUUGGUCGUUGCCAUUAUGUACAGUAAAAACAAAGAAGAAAAAAAUGUUUAUUUUGUCUAUUUUGUUGUUUCUUUAAACUGACAUACAGCACAUGGCGCGAGCCAGUUGUAAAUGGAUACUUUGCAUAUUGGCAAGUAUGAUUUCUUAACAUUCUUGCCUGGAAAAGGUAACGCUUUCGAUUAAUGAUUAUCCAU